AUAUACAUACAUACGUCUUAUUAUAAAAUACACAUACGCACACUAAUGUAUGUAUGUGGAAAAUAAAAAGGAAUUCAGUUGAAAAAGCAAACGUUUUCUGAAAUAUUUGAAAAACGCGCGCGUUUUCCGGCUAAAACGUAUUCGUUGUUCGCGCUCUCCAUCCAGUGUUAAAAAGCAGCAGCGCCGAUGGUCUAAAGAUGGUGCACAACCAUGACGAUCCCAUGAACAAAAUUCCACUCAAAUCGUCCAGCGGCUUGGAUGACGACGAGAAAAAUGGCGGCGAGCUCAUGCAGGACACUGAAGCCGCCGAGGAGGCGCGCCGCGAACAAAUGCGCGCCAACAUGCUGGCGUGGAUGAAGAAGCUGACCAUUGUGCUAAUCUGUUUCAUUGGCAUCGCACUCAUCAGUUAUGUCAUCAUAAGUCUGUGCUUUAGCGACUGGCCAAAGUCUACACCAAAUAACAAAAACAGCACCAACCACAACAACAACAACAACAACAGCAAUAAAACAGUAGCCACAGCAGCGAUAGCAGCAACAAGCAAUUUAGCAGCGGCAGCAGCAGAAAAUGUUGCAAACAGCACACCAGAUAUUUUAGCGACUGAAAGCACUGCAACAGCCCCAGAAGCUACAGAUAGCUUUGCAGCAACAACAACCACAACAACAACAACAACAACAAGAACAACGACAACAACUUCAAAUACACCUUUAACAGCAACAACACCAACACCACCAACACCACCAACACCAACAGCAACAACAACACUUAGCACCACAACAGAUUCCACAUUUAAAAAUUCUACUUUAACAGAUGAGCAGCCAUUGGAGACGAGCAGCGCCACCAGCGACAGCAACAACAACAACUUCCAAACAGGCGAUAUAAGCGAUGCAGCAGCAACAACAGCAACACCCCCAUCACCCCUACAGGAGGCACUGCCUCCCUCAAUUGCCGCCUCAACAUCGCCGACGACGCCGCCCCCCGCACUAGCGCUGAAUCCCCUGCUCGGCACUCCGGACACGGAAGAUGAGAAUUUCAACUCGAAAUUGGGGGUAUUCAAACGCGCUGCCGUCUGCUCCGACAAAGAGACCUGCAGCCAAAUCGGCAGCAACAUAUUGUCGCGCAAUGGCAGUGCCGUGGACGCUGCGAUUGCGACCCUUUUGUGCAACGGCCUGACGACCAUACAGAGCAUGGGAAUCGGGGGCGGCAUGUUGAUGAAUGUGUAUGUGCGGAAGACGAAACAUGCCUUCUCCAUAGAUGCACGCGAAGUGGCGCCUUUCGAUGCUAAGCCAGAGAUAUAUGACGAGAAUCCGGAAGCCUCCUACGUCGGCCCCCUCAGCAUUGGUGUGCCCGGAGAACUGAUGGGCUACCACAGAGCCCACGAUCAGUUUGGUAAGCUGCCAUGGCGAGAAUUGGUGGAGCCCUCGCUGGAAAUAUGCAAGACCGGCUAUUACAUGAGCCGUCAUCAGGCUAAAUCGGUGCGUCGGGAAUGGGAUGCGCUGAAGAACAAUACGCAUUUUAAGUCGAUGUUUGUCAAUCCGGAGACCGGUGAGCCGCACAACGUGGGAACACUGCUGAAGCCAACGGCGGAACUCUGCAACACAUACAAAUUACUGGCGGAAAACGGACCCCUUAGCUUCUAUAAUGGCACCUUGGCCGAUCUGGUGGUGGAAGAUCUACAGGAUUUGGGCAGCAUCAUCAGUCUGUAUGAUCUGCAAUCGUAUUUCGCUGAUCUCGUCAGUUCGAUAACGAUGCAGUUGGGCGACGAUACGCUAUACGCGAUGCCACCGGUCAGCGGCGGAUCGGUAGUAGCGCAUAUAUUCAGCAUACUGGAGGGCUACAAUUUCACCAAAGCCGACAUCAUUGACGAUGAGGCAAAGGCCCGCACCAUACAUCGUUUUGUGGAGGCUUUGAAGUUUGGAUUUGCGCGUCGUGGCGAGCUCGGCGAUUUGCGUUUCAAUGAUGUGCGCGAGCUCGUCAGUCAGCUGACCAGCGUGGAGUUUGGUUCCGAACAGCGUCUGAAGAUCAACGACAGUCAUGUGCUGGCCGGCCCACAUGAAUAUGGCGCCCAAUUUGGGGCCGAUGAGGAUUACACCGGCACCUCACAUUUAUCCGUGUUGGCGCCGAAUGGUGAUGCCGUUUCAGUAACCAGCUCGGUGAACAAAUACUUUGGUUCUGGCAUGAUUGGCCCUCGCACUGGCAUCGUUUUCAAUAAUGUAAUGAACGACUUUUCCGUGAAGAACAAUUACUUUAACUUGCCGAUGGCGCCGAGCAAUGGCGUAGAUUCGCGCAAGCGACCCAUGUCGUCAAUGUCGCCGAUGCUGCUGACGAACAGCAAGGGCGACAUCCGCUUAGUGAUUGGGGCUGCCGGUGGUUCGUUGGUGCCAGCCGCAAUUGUGGAGGUGGCGGCGCGUGUCCUUUGGUUCGGUGAGGAUCUAAAGACGGCUGUCGACGCGCCCCGAUUCUAUCAUCAGCUGGUGCCAGAUGAGCUGGAGUAUGAGAAGGAUGGCUUCAAUAAGCAUGUCCUCGAACUGCUCGAGAAGCGGGGGCACAAGCUGAAGAUAGUUCAGGAAAAGAACACAGUUGUUUGCGCAAUUUCGCGCAACGAAACGGCAAUUUAUGCCAAUGCCGAUUUCCGCAAGCGUGGCGGUGUGGCGGGAUUCUGAGCUCACAUACUCCCAAAAUCACACACACACACCCAUACACAUAUACACACGAACACACACACACACACAUCAGCCGUCAAGUAUCAAGUGAGAUUACAUUGUGUAAAGAGCAGAAGAGCAGAGGAAACGCGACGAGGCGAGGCAGGAAGUGCACGCAAGAAAAGUUUUACACGCCUUCAGUGGAAAGCGCAAGUGAAAAGUAUUUAAGCUAGCUAUGUUUUUUUUUUUACAUACAUACAUAUACAUGCAUAUAUCGUACGUUAUAUAAAUUUAUAUACUAUGUUUCCUACUCUACAAUACAAAACAAAAACAAAACGAUCAAGAACCGAACAUUUGUAUUUCACAUUCUACAUAGAUAAUUAUUAUUAUUAUUAUUUUUUUUUUUUUUUGUGUAAA
This is a messenger RNA of Scaptodrosophila lebanonensis, 3056 nucleotides long. Its product is annotated as scoloptoxin SSD14. Gene Ontology annotation, cellular component: plasma membrane. The transcript has 8 exons. The coding region runs from base 198 to 2660 and encodes 820 amino acids. Gene Ontology annotation, biological process: glutathione catabolic process. The record is from RefSeq and is a predicted model, not a curated record. Lineage: Eukaryota; Metazoa; Arthropoda; Insecta; Diptera; Drosophilidae. Gene Ontology annotation, molecular function: glutathione gamma-glutamate hydrolase.